CCAUCAUACGAUUUCACUUUCCCUUUCACUUUCACAGUGAACUUUACCGCCUACAUUACACUACUACCCCAUCAUCACGUGAAUCGAUAAGCUUCUACUCUCCCCCACUCUCUCCCGCACCAUCUCCAAAUCGACACUACCACAACUACUGCCAACUUCUCCAAUUUACGUGGGGAAAAUAUUACCAGGACUUUCUACAACUCCUACAACUCUUCACCUACGACUCACCUUUCAUCAAUCGAGAUUUGUUAGAGACAUCACUUUGCUCUCUACCUUUCCGAUAAGAAACUCUUCCCCUCCUACAUCACCAAACAACAACGGUGGUGUUCAAUUGGACAGCGAGGUAAUCACCUCUUCAAGCAAGAUUCCUCGCCAUAGAUCAGCAUAACUCAUCAUGACUGCUACGUCGACACCUUCCAGCGAGUCUGGGAUCGCGAAUAAGUUGCUCGAACAUGUCAUCAGGACACCCGGUCGGAUACCUUCUCCGCAGCCAGCUCACUUGAGCCUCAACAGCUCAAAUGGACACAGAGUCCUUCGCUCAGCGACCGUUGGAUACAUUGCACCUCCGUUUGAGGGCAAGGAGGCCCAGAUCAAUGAAGUCAAGAGAUUGAUCACUGAGGGCUCCUGGAUCCCCGCGGACCACAUCGAUGCCCAAGUCGAGUGGUUCUACAAGGACCUAGGCAUCGACGAUGUCUACUUCCAGACCGAGACACCCGAGGCCAUCAAGAGCCACAUCACCUCUCUCUACGCCGCCAAGGUCGCUGCAUCCGCUCGCGAAGAUAAGCGCCAGGAGAUCAGACUUGACAUGGAGGCCACCGACCAUGCCAUCUACAUCGACACCAGCGAGCCCGGUAUCAGCAACACCGGCGGCCCAAGGUAUGAGCAGAGACUCGAGGCCAAGUACCUCGAUGGCGGCGACAAGAACAGGAGAUUCAGAGUCGAGACUUUCCGCUCGCCCGCCAAGAUCCACCCAUCGUCCGCCGCGACGAUGCGCUGCUACUUCGUCUACCAGUGCCAGUUCGUCGACUCGAAUCCAGACCCGCUGGACACCAGGCUCCACGUCAUUGGUGACCGCGGCUUCUUGGCCAAGGCCACCAAGAACACCAUGCAAAUCUACCAGAACAUCAUUGAGAUGGCUGUUGCACGCACAGGUCCCGUUAUUGAGGCCUUCGACAUUGAGGCUUCCCAAGAGAAGCGCCUGGUUGUUGCCUUCCGCCAGCGCAGAGCCAUGGGGCUUUUCUGCGCCCUGAGUGAUCUGUACCAUUACUACGGUGUCACCAGCUCCAGGAAGUACGUCGAGCAGUUCUCCAACGGCAUUACUGUUAUCUCGAUCUACCUGAAGCCCACUGCCAGCGCCCUCGAGCCCGGCUCCAAGUACCCUCCCAUUGACACCUCGAUCCGCCACAUCGUUCGCGAGAUCUCUCUUCUGUACUGUAUCCCACAGAACAAGUUUCAGAACAUGUUCGCUGUUGGCCGUUUGAGCCUUCAGGAGACCAUCUACGGUCACUGCGUGUGGGUGUUCGUGCAGCACUUCCUCAACAGACUGGGAUCCGAGUACGCCUCGUUGGUUUCGGCUUUGGACUCCACGAACGGAGCCCACGCUGAGGUUCUAUCCAACAUCAAGCGCCGUCUCCGUACCGAGACUUUCACCGCUGCUUAUAUCCUGGAGAUUAUUGGACAAUACCCAGAUCUCGUCAGAUCUCUCUACUCGAGCUUCGCCGACACUCACUUCCACGCCGGCCUCGCGAAUGAGGAGUCCAUCCCCACUACCCCAGUCGAUGUUCUCGGCGACAAGGCCCUCGAGGACCUCAUUUCCAGGACUGUCAACAACGAGCACGAGCAGCUUGUCAUGGAUGCUUUCCGCACCUUCAACAAGUCCGUCCUGAAGACCAACUUCUUCACCCCCACCAAGGUCGCCCUGAGCUUCCGCAUGGACCCAUCGUUCUUACCAGCGAUUGAGUACCCGCAGCCAUUGUAUGGCAUGUUCCUCGUCAUCUCCUCCGAGGCUCGUGGCUUCCAUCUCCGCUUCCGCGACAUCUCCCGUGGCGGUAUCCGUAUCGUCAAGUCGAGGAAUCGCGAGGCGUUCGCCAUCAACGCGAGGAGAAUGUUCGACGAGAACUAUGGCCUGGCCAACACCCAGCAGAGGAAGAACAAGGAUAUCCCCGAGGGUGGAUCCAAGGGUGUCAUCCUUCUUGACCCCCAACAGCAGGACAAGGGUAGCGUGGCUUUCGAGAAGUACAUUGACUCGAUCAUGGAUCUUCUCCUGCCACCCGUCAGCCCAGGUAUCAAGGACCCCAUUGUCGACCUCUACGGCAAGCAGGAGAUCCUGUUCAUGGGCCCUGAUGAGAACACCGCUGAGCUGGUCGACUGGGCCACCGAGCACGCCCGCAAGCGUGGUGCCCCAUGGUGGAAGUCUUUCUUCACUGGCAAGAGCCCCAAGCUUGGUGGAAUUCCCCACGACCACUACGGUAUGACCACCCUCUCGGUCCGCGAGUACGUCACAGGUAUCUACCGCAAGUUGAACCUCGACCCCUCCACUGUCCGCAAGAUGCAGACCGGUGGCCCUGACGGCGAUCUCGGCUCCAACGAGAUCCUCCUCAGCAACGAGAAGUACACCUCCAUCGUCGACGGUGCCGGUGUCCUCGUAGACCCCAACGGAAUCAACCACGCCGAGCUCCUCCGCCUCGCCAAGAAGCGCGUCAUGAUCUCGGAGUUCGAUAUCACCAAGCUCUCCAAGGACGGCUAUCGCAUCCUUCUCGACGAGACCGAUGUCACCCUCCCCAGCGGCGAAGUCAUCCCCAACGGCAUGACUUUCCGCAACACCUUCCACCUCCGCCACACCGGCCUGACCGACAUCUUCGUCCCCUGCGGUGGCCGCCCCGAGUCCAUCGACCUCGUCAGCUGCAACAAGCUGAUCCAAGACGGCAAGUCCCUCAUCCCCUACAUCGUCGAGGGCGCCAACCUCUUCAUCGCCCAGGACGCCAAGCUCCGCCUCGAAGCGGCUGGCUGCAUCCUCUACAAGGACGCCUCCGCCAACAAGGGUGGUGUCACCUCCUCCUCCCUCGAGGUCCUCGCUUCCCUCUCCUUCGACGACGAGGGAUUCCUCAAGCACAUGUGCGUCGGUGCUGACGGCGAGGCGCCCGCUUUCUACAAGGCCUACGUCGCUGAGGUGCAGGAGGUCAUCAAGCGCAACGCGCGUCUCGAGUUCGAGGCCAUCUGGCGCGAGAACGCCGAGACUGGCGUGGCCCGCUCGGUUCUCAGUGAUACUCUCAGUAUCGCGAUUACCAAGCUUGAUGAGGAGUUGCAGAACACGGAGCUCUGGCACAACGAGCCUCUGCGCCGCUCGGUGCUCAAGGAUGCCCUGCCCAAGUUGCUGCUGGAUAAGAUUGGCCUCGAUGCGAUUAUUGAGCGCGUGCCCGAUAACUACUUGAGGUCUAUCUUUGGCAGCUACUUGGCCUCGAGAUUCGUUUAUGAGUUUGGUACUUCGACUAGCCAGUUUGCUUUCUUUGAUUUCAUGUCGAAGCGCUUGGCGAAGUUGGAGGCAUACUAAGCACCUCUCCAUGGGAUACUCCCAAUUAAUUAACUGUUUUUUGGGCAUUCACACACACAACACAAAAAAGGGAUUUUGGCGUCUGGCAAAGGGAAAGGAACGGAAAAACGUGACCCAUAUGAGGGUGGAUAGGAUGGCCAUUAAGGUCGGUUGGUAGACAAAACAUGAUUGUUACUCCUGGUAGCUUGGUUCCGUGCCGCCCAGGGUAUACAUCUGUCUUAAUAUAUUACUAUUAUUAUCAU
Messenger RNA from Pseudogymnoascus verrucosus, 3792 nucleotides. RefSeq names its product NAD-dependent glutamate dehydrogenase (gene GDH2). The transcript has 5 exons. The coding region runs from base 395 to 3550 and encodes 1051 amino acids. Gene Ontology annotation, molecular function: L-glutamate dehydrogenase (NAD+) activity. The record is from RefSeq and is a predicted model, not a curated record. NCBI's taxonomy places the organism in Eukaryota, Fungi, Ascomycota, Leotiomycetes, Thelebolales, Thelebolaceae. Gene Ontology annotation, cellular component: mitochondrion.